UCUCUCAGUUCUUCUCGGGUGUCGGCAGUAUGAACAGCCUCCUCAAACUCUACAGUAGUGUCACUAGCGCAACCGCACUACCUCCACACUUAACACAAGACUGUCUGGACGUUCUUAAAGGAAUGAUGACGAUUGAUCCUACCCGUCGUCUAACAAGUGCACAGGUUGUCCAGCACGCCUGGUUAAAAACCACCACCAGUCGCGAAACACGGACAGGAGAGAGCGCCGGAAAUAUUGACUUUGAGUUGCUGCACGCCAUCUGCCGGAAGUACAAGUACGCGUACAGGGAUGUGUACGAGUCGGUGAUCGACAAUAAGUGCAACCACUACAGCGCCAUCUACCACGUCAGUCUGGCCGCACGGCGGCGUGAUGGCGACCACGGUGCGGGUGGGACAACACUUGGCAAAACAAUGGUUAAUUCAGCUAGAAACCAUAGCAGAGAGUGGUGUUCAGAAAUCAGUGACGGUGGUACAUAUAACAGACAGCAAAGUGCUAAAUUAAACGAUUAAAAACUAAUUGUAGAAUUCAAAAUUGAUAACAAACCGAUCGCAGAGUGGUGUUCAGAAAUCAGUGACGGUGGUACAUUUAACACACAGCAUAGUGCUACAUUGUUGAUUAAAACUAAUUGUAGAAUUCAAAUAUGAUAGCAAACCGACAGCAGCGUGUUACAUUCAGGAAUCAGUAACAGUGGUACAUUUAACAGACAGUAUAGUGCUAAAAUAAAACGAUUAGAAACUAAUAGUAGAAUUCCAAACUGAUGGCAAACCGAUAGAAUGAAGUGUUUUUCAGAAAUCAGUGACAGUGGUAUAUUUAACAGACAGCAUAGUGCUAAAUUAAACGUUUAAAAACUAAUUGUAGAAUUACAACCAAGGAUAUUUUCCAAAAGGCUACAUUCCAAAACAUCCAUAACCUUGAUUAAAUGAAACAAGCUAUAAUGGCCCACGUAGCCUCGUAUCCCAAUCUUUUGUUAUGCAUAUAGCCUUAAUUAUUUAUAGGAGAACGAACAUGUAUUGACAACAUACAUAUAUUUUGGUAAAAUGAAAAUAAGUCAACUUCGUGCAUUUUACAUGAUGAAUUUCAUAUAAAACCUGUCGGGGUUUAGGUUUAUUUUCAUGCAAAUGUAAAGAAAACAAGGAUUGAAUAGUAAUUUCACGUAACAUUUGCAAAAGACUUAGGGUCUAAAAAAUUUAACAGGACUAUAGUAAUAGUGCAUGUUUAAGGAACCAUGCGCGCAUCUUCGCAAACCAAGGUACCAUUUCGUACAACUACGAAAUGCAGUAGUUCGAUGAAAUGGUACCUUACCUUGCAAAGAUGAAGGAACUAAUACCAGUGCUACAUUAACCAAUAUAUUAUAGGUUUAAAUUAAAGAAAUAGUGCGUGGUAACUAGACACUACACGGGCACCGAAGAUAAACUUUGCAAGGACAUACUACAGUGUUACAACGAAUAACUGUGAAAUGUGUUCACCUAAGAUACAAAGCUUACGUUGGGCGAAACAUUCUCUUAGCGACUUGGCGAAUGUGUAGCCAAGUUUAAUGUCUUUUAACAAAACAAGAGGCCUACUUAGCCACCCUAUUCUUUAGUUAGUGUCUUAAUUUUAAAUCACAGUUUUUUUUUAUAGUCAAUCUUUAUUUCUUAAAAACAUUUUUUCCAUAAGAAAGAAAUGAUUCAAAACACGUUGAAUGUAAAUUGAUGGAAAUGAAAUAUUUGUUAAUACAAUUUACAGAGUUCGGCCAGAAAUAUUUGAACAAAAGACAUUAAAUAGAGGCGAAUACAGCCAUUUAGACAAACAAUAUUGUCUGCCAUUGAAAAUUUUAAAACAAUUUGAACUGGUUGAUUAUGAAUACAAAUUGUAAAAGAUAAUAAAUGAAAAUUAUUGAAAUACGUUUACUAUGUUCAAAAAAGAUCAUGUAGUACAAUCUUCAGUCCUGACAACACAAACUGGAAAAUGGACAUGGACAACAGAACCAAUAUUUGUUUAACCACACCUUAACACAACUAAUUAAACUACUUUGAUGUCAUCGUUGGCAAUUGGACUCAGGGCUCACCCUACCAAAUUGCAAAUUACUAUUAUUUUUCUUUUAAAUACAAAGUUGCUACAACAUUUGGUCUUUGACUGAAAUUCCCGAACAAAUAAUAAUCGCCAACCAUACGUUAGCGAAUUUCAAUAGUAUUUUCAUCUUCCUUGUCUUGGUGAGAAACUUGAUGAUGGCUCUUUGAUCCAGUUUGGUCAAAUUCACGGUUUCCAGUCUGGUCAAAUUGACGGUUUCCAAUCUGGUCAUAUUCACGGUUUCCAGUCUGGUCAAAUUCACGGUUUCCAAUCUGGUCAAAUUCACGGUUUCCAGCUGGUGAAAUUCACGGUUUCUGUAAAGUGUUUGACAAUCCCUGAUCGUAGAAGCGAUUGCUCUGCAACUAUAAGCUACAUCAUAACCAAAAUGUAGAUAACUAGUUUGUUUGUUUUGUUUAACGAAAUCACUAGAGCACAUUGAUUU
Messenger RNA from Gigantopelta aegis, 2491 nucleotides. Its product is annotated as serine/threonine-protein kinase SIK2-like. Bases 30 to 509 code for a protein of 159 amino acids. The transcript has 2 exons. NCBI's taxonomy places the organism in Eukaryota, Metazoa, Mollusca, Gastropoda, Neomphalida, Peltospiridae. The record is from RefSeq and is a predicted model, not a curated record.